CCGUUACAGUCGUUACCUUCAAAUACAGGAAUAAACUGACAGAACGAGAAAUAGCUCGUACUGUAAUUGACUGCUAGUUCGUCUUCUUAAAGUUUGGAGCCGUUUGUUUAUUAAUACAGAAUGGGAGCCUGUAUGGCGUUGUGUUCCCUUGCGAGCUGUGCCUCGUGUUUGUGUGGCUCCGCUCCAUGUCUCCUCUGUGGCUGUUGUCCUUCUUCCAAUAACUCCACCGUCACCCGGCUGGUCUUCUCUUUCUUCCUCCUCCUGGGGACACUGGUGUCUGUAAUCAUGAUCUUGCCUGGCAUGGAGACGCAGCUCCGCAAGAUUCCUGGCUUUUGUCAAGGCGGAACCACAAUACCAGGAAUCGAGAACCAUGUUAACUGCGACGUGAUUGUAGGCUACAAAUCGGUGUACCGCAUGUGCUUUGCUAUGGCAUGCUUCUUUUUCCUGUUUUCAGCAAUUAUGAUUCGCGUAAAGAGCAGCAAAGACCCUCGCGCCGCUGUUCAGAAUGGGUUCUGGUUUUUCAAGUUUCUGAUACUUGUUGGCAUCACCGUUGGAGCCUUUUUCAUCCCGGAUGGAACAUUUCAUGAUGUUUGGUUCUACUUUGGUAUCGUGGGCUCCUUCAUGUUCAUCCUGAUCCAGCUCAUCCUCUUGAUCGACUUUGCCCACUCCUGGAAUGAGGUGUGGGUGAGAAAUGCUGAGGAAGGCAACGGCAAGUGUUGGUUCUCAGGUCUGUUGUUCUUCACCGUCCUUCAUUAUGCCCUGGCCUUUGCAGCAGUCGUGCUGUUUUAUCUCUACUACACCAAACCCGACAACUGCGCCGAACACAAGUUCUUCAUCAGCUUCAACCUUAUUCUCUGCAUCAUCAUAUCUGUGGUUUCUAUUCUGCCAAAAGUGCAGGACGCUUCACCUCAGUCUGGUCUGCUUCAGUCUUCUAUUAUUACUCUGUACACUAUGUACGUCACCUGGUCAGCCAUGACCAACAAUCCUAAUCGUGAAUGUAAUCCUAGUUUGCUCAGCCUGGUGUCCAAUGUCAGCACAACUGAGGCCAUGCCCACAAGCUCACCUGGGAUGGUGCAGUGGUGGGAUGCCCAAGGCAUUGUGGGAUUGGUUAUCUUCCUCUUUUGCACCUUUUAUGCCAGUAUCCGUUCAUCCAGUAAUGCUCAGGUGAACAGGCUGAUGCAGACGGAGGAAGGGAAGGGCACUAUGGGAGGGGAGGAGGUUGGCGAAGACGGACUGAGGCGUGUCGUUGAUAACGAAGAGGAUGGCGUCACAUACAACUAUUCCUUUUUCCACUUCCACCUUUUACUAGCCUCUCUCUACAUUAUGAUGACACUCACUAACUGGUACAAGCCUGAUACAACCACUCAGGCCAUGCAGAGCACAAUUCCUGCAGUGUGGGUGAAGAUCAGCUCCAGCUGGCUGGGUCUGGGCCUCUACCUGUGGACGCUUGUGGCUCCUGUCAUUUUCCCCAGUCGAGACUUCAACUGAGCUCGAGUGGGUGAGACUCUCACCUGUUCAAACUGGCCGUGUUUGUGCUAUGGUAUAAAUAUUGCAAUCUACAAAUACCAUUAAAUAGCCAACACUAAAUGCAAUGCAAAUCUGAAACCGACAUUUGGUGACUAGUCUCGUAGGCCUAGUAGGUACUUACACGUAUUUAAAAAAAAAUGCAUGGGCAACAACAAAAGUAUGAUGCCGUGACAAGUAUUUAAAAAUUACGCUAAAGUAUAUUAAUUGUUCAGUAAAUUGACUCAUGACGUGAGGAUUACUGCUGUGCAGAAAGUCGCCAUUCAUUAUUAGCACACCUGAAGCACACUUUUGUGAGUAACAUAUCUUUGCAAAAAUGCCAGUUUGAAUAACAAAUUCCGUUUUGCUUUGAUUCCUCCAUCCUUUUAUCUCAUAUUCACGUCCUUAAGAGCUAAAAUGCUUGGACAAUUAAGGAAAUGAGAAGCACCUUUUUGCUUAACGAUUGAUUCGAUGCUGUCUCAUUUAUUACACUACAUUUUAAAUCGUUGGCGGCUGUGAGAUUUGAAAGUAAUCUCUUAUGCCUACCAAAGCUGCAUUUAUUUGGUCAAAAAUACAGUAAAACCGUAUUAUUGUGUAAAAUUACAAUAAAAAAACUGCUUAUUAUACAUUUAAAAUAUAAUUUUUAGUUACAGCAAAGCUAAUUUUCAUAAUCCUUUACUCCAGUUUUUGGUGUCACAUGAAUCAUAAUUCAGAAAUAAUUCUAAUAUGCUAAUUUUGUGCUCAAGAAAUAUUUAUUAAUAUUAGCAAUAGUGAAGUUUUGCUCGAUAUUUUGGAAAAAACAUUAAAUAUUAUUUUUAUGAGUCUUUCUGCUUAUUUUGCUUACUUUAAUGCUGGUGUUAUUCUGUCAAAAGAGUCACUAUAUCUCCACACAUGAAGGAUAAAAGAAUGAAAUAGGUCGCUUCUAGCGCGUUUGUCGAUAUCUUGAAUUAUUCACCAUCACAUGGUACUUGAGGGUUAUUUUGUUGUCAUUUCAAACUCAGUAUGGCUGUUAAGUAUGUUUUCUAAAGUCAAUAUUACUAGUUUAUCUUGUUUAACAGAUGCAAGCUACUCAAACCUAAGGCCACGCAUAUCCAGUGCAACAAAAUAAACACUAUCCUACAGACCAUCAUCACAGUGGUCCUAGCCACGAAUUCAAAUAUGCAUUAUACUGCUGCUAGAAACCUACUCUACCUGAAGAAAAAACUUUUUUUUUUUUUUUUUUUU
Puntigrus tetrazona (Sumatra barb) is the source of this 2727-nucleotide messenger RNA. RefSeq names its product serine incorporator 2, like (gene serinc2l). The coding region runs from base 121 to 1488 and encodes 455 amino acids. NCBI's taxonomy places the organism in Eukaryota, Metazoa, Chordata, Actinopteri, Cypriniformes, Cyprinidae. The transcript is spliced from 10 exons. Gene Ontology annotation, cellular component: membrane. The record is from RefSeq and is a predicted model, not a curated record.